Messenger RNA from Malania oleifera, 1013 nucleotides. RefSeq lists its product as uncharacterized. The transcript is spliced from 7 exons. NCBI's taxonomy places the organism in Eukaryota, Viridiplantae, Streptophyta, Magnoliopsida, Santalales, Ximeniaceae. The coding region runs from base 162 to 722 and encodes 186 amino acids. The record is from RefSeq and is a predicted model, not a curated record.
UUCAAAUUUUCGUUUUCGUUUCUCUUUCACCACUUGCGGUGGCGGACGAAGAAGCCUUAAUCGAAGACUGAAUCGCGGGAAACCCUUUCAAUUCACUGAUAUCGAUCGACGGCAGUGAGUAGCGAUUCAAAUUCUCUCCAGUUUUGAUCAACAUUCAUCAAAUGGAAGUCAAAGGGAUUGAAGUUGGGAGAAAACGCAUGAAAUCAGCUGUAUGUGUGUCAAUAUGCUUUCUGCUAUCAAUGCAUAUACUCAAAUACUUUUUUUCAAAAAAGGGUGUCCCUGGGCCACAAGGCUCCCGACUUUGCAAGGGGAGGGACAGGGUUGUCACCAUGUACGCAGAGCAACCUUACCCCUAUUUUCAUGCAGAGAUAGAAGAGAAGGAUGGGGAGGUGGGAGAUGGACCACUUGUACAGAUGGUGGAAGAAGAAAAUGAGAUGAACAUUGCAGGAUCUGAAGAAAUGAAACACAGCAUCACUCGCAUUCAUGAAAGGAUCGAGCACUUCACUCAGCUGGUAUCUGAACUUUUGGAAUCAGGGAAGGCAAUCCUCAAGGAACUUACUGAUGAAUUUGAAGAACGGUUAAUCGCAAUUCACAAGGCACAGGUGGAAAAAUGGCAGGAAGAGAUCAGGGAGCUGCAGUUGCUUGACGGCUCAAAUGAGGAGGUUAAUGCUCUUUUGGACAAUGCACGAUAUCUAAUUCAGAACAUCCAAGUUGACUCUUGAAGUUUAUGACAUGGAGAAACCGAUUGAUACCACUAUAUGAAGUUUUCCAAGACUGUUGGAGAGAGGAUUUUCUAAAGUUCAAUGUUGAAUUGUUGAGCCCUAUCUCAAUAAUGACGGCUUCUGGCUGAAAGUUGCAAUAGUAACUGUUCUGGUUCAAAGCAUUUGCUGACUCAGAAUUGUUCCUAUCUCAAAUGUUAUUACUUGGAGAAAGAAAUGAACAGUUUGUACUUGAAAUCUAAAUGGGCGUCCAAUUUAAUGCUGGUUUAUUGCAGUGUUCUGAUGUGAACAAAA